AUGCAUACCAACACCAAUGACGAAUAUGAUUUGGUUUAUCGACUACUGAUGUCCAUGCUUAAAUCUUACCUGGGAAUAAUGGAUUCUUGGAUAUUCGAAGGAAUUAUUCAAGACAAAUUCCAAGAAUUUAUGCUCUCGAAAAACGACAAUUUGAAUGUUGAAACACCUUUAUUUUGGACUGAAGGAUUUAUUCAAUCCAAAAUUCCAAACAUUUUUUCCAACACCAAGGAUAAAAUUAUUAGUAUUGGAAAAUCCAUUAUCUUGAUGAAAGACAUUGAAACCAAGCACGAAAUUACUUUGGACACAAGCUCCAUAGGUGACUACAUGUUGGAUAAAGAAAAACCUUCUCUCUAUAGACUAUUAGAAACAGCCUUGGAUUUGGAUUCUAGAAAUGGUGAUGUAAACCAUGAAAAUUUUCAUGCAUGUGAGACUUUUAAAACGGAAACAUCUCCAAAAGCACUGACACUGUUACGAUCAAUCCAUAAACCAAGAAAAGAUAACACCAACGAAAAUUCUAACACUGUAGAGCUAUCAUCUCCAAUUUCUAUUUGUUCUGAAUCUAUUCCAAUUGGUUCAAUCCAUUUUAUGAGAUCACCUCCAAAAAAAAAACGAAUGUUAUCCCUCUUAGAAACUGAAGACUUGUACAGCAAUACUAUUUCAGAUCCAACCGAUAACAAGGAUAAAUCAUUCUUCUCACUCGCCACAGACCCCUUUAGGUCAGACGAUCAAACAAGCAAUAUUUUCAAUUUGCUGAAGAAAAAGAGUUUAUCAGAAGUGAUUGACUUUCAGUGCGUGUCAGACAAUCAUUACAUGUCUUCAAGCAAGAUACUUGAACAGCCUAUUGAAAUUAAUUUUGAGUUAGGUCUUUUUAAGAAUAUUAAGGAACAAUAUUCACGCAUAGCUCCCUACUUGUGCAAUUUGAUAGUUUAUAGAUCGAAGCUCAUUGACCAUCUCACAGCUAUUCGAGCUAUUUUUCUAAUGGAAGCAGGUGACAUUAUGGACUACUUUUCAACGCAGUUGUUUCAUCUUUCUGAUCGAUUCAUUGCAUUCGAUUUUCGCGGUAUUACCACAUUUGACAUCCAAAUGAUAUUGAGAGAUACUUUGCGUCUUGGAGUAGAAUAUCCAAGACGAUACUCUUUUGCAACUAACAAUUCUACCUCUUUUUAUACUACCGACGUAUUUUCAUCUCUUACUUUAGAAGAUAAAAUAUCUGUGAUCUUCGAUGACACCAAGAUCAAGAUCGAAGAUGGAAACUUUUUUGAUGGGCUAGUAUUUAACUUUGAAUUAGAGUGGCCUCUCAACGUUAUUAUCUCUACAGAACAUGUUCAGCACUACAAUGAAGUGUUGAUUUUUAAUCUUAAACUUAAACAAGCAAAACAAGUAUUGGAAAUCAUGAGCUUGAAAACCGACGCCUUUGUGCAUAGAGGAAAUGCCUAUCUCAAAUUUUAUAGCCUCUUAAACCAGUUGAAACAUUUCAUAAGCGCUGUUCAGUAUUAUAUGAUGAAUAGAAUAUUACAUACUUUGUGGAAUGAAUUAUGUGACAAUGUUCUAUCGUCACAAGAUCUUGAUGAUUUACGAAAUUAUCACCAGGACUAUAUGAAUAAGAUUAAGGAUCGAUUUCUCCUCAAAAAAGCACAAUUUGUGAAAAAUCACAUUUUCAAAGUUGUGCAAAUUUGCAUAACACUUCGCACAAAAUUGAAUAACUUUAAGGAAACACAAAGAGAAGAUAUAUUUUUAUCAGAGUUACUUGAAAUGGAGGACGAGUUCAAGAAAAGUUUCAAAAUGUUGCUUACCAUCAUUAACAGCAUCCUUUCUAGGGGCAUUCAUGAACACUGUAAGUUGUCGAAAUGA
Naegleria lovaniensis is the source of this 1851-nucleotide messenger RNA. RefSeq lists its product as uncharacterized. Gene Ontology annotation, molecular function: gamma-tubulin binding; microtubule minus-end binding. The record is from RefSeq and is a predicted model, not a curated record. Bases 1 to 1851 code for a protein of 616 amino acids. Gene Ontology annotation, cellular component: equatorial microtubule organizing center; gamma-tubulin complex; centrosome. Gene Ontology annotation, biological process: microtubule nucleation; cytoplasmic microtubule organization; mitotic cell cycle. NCBI's taxonomy places the organism in Eukaryota, Heterolobosea, Eutetramitea, Acrasida, Naegleriidae. The transcript is spliced from 2 exons.